AUGCCGCCGCAGCAACCCCGCUGGAUGUGCAGCACUCCGCCCCUCCCGCAAGGCACCAACUACCCAGGCGAGGGUGACUCUGUCAUGCUCGCCGCCCGUCCCUACUCAUACCGUCCCCGCGAAGAGACCUUCGACGACAUCUCCGCCGACCUCAGCGAGCUCACCCUCCGCAUCAUGAACCAUCCCGACAAACUCUGGAAUUGGAUGUACUACCUCCUAAUCUCCGCAGCCUGCGUCUACGGCCAGCAGGGAGUGGACGAGUGCGACGAGAUCAUCGACUACAUCAACCUGUGGCUGCCCCCGAUGUGCACCGGCCUCGAAGCAGACUACGUCUACGAAAUCCGGUACAAGUUCGCGAAGUUGAUGGUGGCGUUGGUGCGGAAGUUGGACGACGAGCAACAUAAGGACGGCGCGGUGUUCGCUUUCGGGGAAAUGGUCACGUUCGUGAUAGGCUUCGGUGGGGAGCAUCACCGGAAGAACGCGAUGUAUUUGUACGCGAUGUACAUGGGGUUGCCGGUCGUGGUGCCAUUCGAUGACUGCUCGUGGCAGGAGAUGCAUGGGGUCCAAGAUCACGCCCAGUCGGAGGAUGAUGUGCUCACGGACUACGACGACCUGGAGGAUUAUGUGGAUGAGGACGAGCCGGAAGGAUGCAAGGAGUAG
This is a messenger RNA of Mytilinidion resinicola, 660 nucleotides long. RefSeq lists its product as uncharacterized. The transcript has a single exon. The coding region runs from base 1 to 660 and encodes 219 amino acids. Lineage: Eukaryota; Fungi; Ascomycota; Dothideomycetes; Mytilinidiales; Mytilinidiaceae. The record is from RefSeq and is a predicted model, not a curated record.